Phycodurus eques (leafy seadragon) is the source of this 4034-nucleotide messenger RNA. It is a transcript of the gene pitpnc1b, whose product is annotated as phosphatidylinositol transfer protein cytoplasmic 1b. Gene Ontology annotation, biological process: phospholipid transport. Lineage: Eukaryota; Metazoa; Chordata; Actinopteri; Syngnathiformes; Syngnathidae. Gene Ontology annotation, molecular function: phosphatidylinositol transfer activity; phosphatidylinositol binding. The transcript has 9 exons. Gene Ontology annotation, cellular component: cytoplasm. Bases 383 to 1402 code for a protein of 339 amino acids. The record is from RefSeq and is a predicted model, not a curated record.
AAAGGAAUGUGUGGACAAGUUAAAAGCAGCAAAGGUUGGAGAGGGAGGAGACUGCAAUACAACACGUGGAAAGUCCGGGUAGGACCGACAAAAUGCAGAGUGUGAGAGAAGUGGAACAGGUAGAGUUGGUUGUUUGCCACAAGUGGCACUUUGUUAGUGCGGCAACAAAACAGACGAGCGAGGAGGAGGAGGAAAUUGCCGAAAAAAACACUUGGCAGUUGAAUUCAAUGCGGCACAGCAAGCAAUAAGACGAGAAACUUAGUGGCACAAAGACGUGCAUGGAGCGGUGACAUCAGUGGGGAAAAAACAAAAGCAAAGACGAGGGUGUCCAAAGAGGUCACCGCAGUCUGCAUGCGAGUCAGACAAACACUGCAACGACGCCAUGUUGAUGAAAGAGUACCGCAUUUGCAUGCCACUCACUGUAGAUGAGUACAGGAUAGGGCAGCUGUACAUGAUCAGCAAGCACAGCUGUGAGCAGAGUGGUAGUGGAGAAGGGGUUGAGGUGGUGAGGAACGAGCCCGAAAACCACCCCGAGCAUGGCCCAGGACAGGUGACAGAGAAACAAAUCUACCUCAGCAGUAAGCUGCCAGCCUGGGCGAAGGUGUUUGCCCCGCGGUUCUUUUAUGUGACGGAGAAGGCCUGGAAUUUUUACCCGUACACCAUCACAGAAUACUCAGUAAGUCUUCUUCCGCAUCAUUUGAAGUACACGACUUCACCCAGGCGCCAACUAAUGUGUACAAACAUCCUCGUUCACUCUUUGCCCCGAAUUUGUACUUUUGUCUCCGUUCAGGUAUCAUUUCUCCCCAAGUUCAGCAUCCGUAUUGAGACGCGGUUUGAGAACAACAACGGCUGUAAUGACAAUGUAUUCAUGGACGGGCCGACACCCGCAGAGGAUGUGACUUUCCUGGAUAUCCUGAGUGACCCCAUACCUGAAAAACACUACAAAGACUCAGAGGACCUGUCUCGCUGGCAGUCGAGUAAGACUCAGCGAGGGCCCCUGGAGGAAGGCUGGAGAGAGGACCACCAGCCCAUCAUGUGCUCCUACAAGCGGGUGCAGUGCAGCUUUGAGGUGUACGGCUUUCAGACCAAGACUGAGGAUUUCAUACACAGAAACAUCCGGGAUAUUCUCCUGAUUGGUCACAGGCAAGCAGUUGCUUGGGUGGACGAAUGGCACGGGCUAAGCAUGGACGAGGUGAGAGAGUAUGAAAACAUGAUGCAAAAGAAGACUAACAGCAAAGUCAAACAAAACACAGGUGCUCCGACCUCCUCAGCUCCGGUUUUCUCUCGCUCCAUGUCGGUGACGGACGAACGGUCGCUGAGGAGGAUGGGACCGUCCGGCGCGUCGGGGGACUCCACCGGUCUGCAAGGUCACAUCCGGUUCAACUCCACCUCCUCUGAAUGAGGACUCGCACACAGCAUCAAACACAAAAACAUUUUUAAUGACUCGUGUCACGUACUUAAAGCACAAAUAUUAUGAUUCUUAAAUAAGGAAUAUUUCCACUGAUGCCAUCAUUGAACAAUAAUGGCACUCAGCAGAGCCCAGACCUCCAUCAAGUAGGGUUGCAAACUUUGGGUAAAUUCCAAGUCAGAAAUUUCAUAAGGGAAUUUAUGGAAAUAGCAGGAAUUUAUCAAAUAAAAGCCUGUUACUGGUGUACCCCGCCUCUCGCCCAGAGUCAGCUGAGAUAGGUGCCAGUAUGUCCGCCCGCGACCCUAGAGAGGAUAAGCGGUACUGAAAAUGGAUAGUUGGAAGCAAAAGGUUUUCUCUUAACUCAUUCGCUGUCAGCCAUUUUCAAAGCGUGUAGAGCAUUUUGACUGAUCUUUCGAGACCCACAGAAUAUUGUGUCCUGUGACAAUUUAAGCAGCGUACCAAAAGAAAGCAUAGACUCUCUUCAGCAGAAAGUUUGUUUCUUCCUUUUUCUAUUCCUUAGUAAUCAGCAGUAGAAGAUGGGUUGGUUUCAGCAAAAAACACCGGUUUCUGAUUAAAAAGCAGUGAAAAUGAGCUUUUUGUACAAAAAAUAAAUAAAUAAAAAUGUCACACAGAACAGCUACUUUGACGCUAAUAUUUUUUGUUUUCAUCACACUUCAAAAUAUAAAACAACAAAGACAAGACUACGUAAUAGCGAUAGACAACCAAGAAACGUGCUGUAAGCAACGCUGACUUCCAGCAUGCCUCAAGUGUGCUUUUUUAACAUGGCGUUCACAAUUCACUCAAUGAACUGCGUCAUCCAAAGUGAUGCAACACCACAAGCUACAGGGAUCUGUUAGUCAUUACAGUGGUUUACAAACCUGAAUUUUACCGACACGCGGCACUAGACCCUCUUCCACACGUAGCGGUUGAAAAACUAAUUUGACCAAUAUAUUCCUUGGUGGCAGUAAGCAGUUGGAUUGGACAGAAAAAAACAUGGAACUGUGGAGAGGCAGUAUAUAACAAGACGAGAACCAGUCAUGUCACUUUACUCUCCACAUACAAACUAAAUGGUUUUAACAUCAAACAGCCAACCGCUCCCUUUGAAGCCAACAACUCCCUUUCAACUUUUCAACUCCAGCCCCUCCCUUGAAGAUACACGUCCCUGGUGAAUAUCACCCUCUUGUGGCUCACCACAGUACCUUCAUUUAUGAGUGCCCCAGUGUUUUGAAGUUACGAUGAGUCACUUACUUGAUUUUUAUGUUUUGUGUUGUGAGCCAAAAUUUGAGGUGCAAUAUGUGCACAUUUUAGAUGCCCUCGCAUGUGGGCAAGAAAAGCUUUUUCUUUUUUGCAUAUAUUUCUGAAAAAAAAAUUAUAUUCAUAUUUGAAUAUGAUGUAUUUCCAUUAAAUUAUGCAAAUUUACCACUUAAUUCCCAUAAUGAGAUAAUAUCCAGAAUUUUCCACCCAGUUGCAACCCGACUACUAAGGCCUAACAAUAAAAUUUUAGAUGUACAUACAGUACCUACUUCAUGCAUACAGUAUUGCUAGAGAAAUUAAGUAAAAUGACAAAAAAGAACAUUUACACCAAAACUGCAUGGUUGCUUUUUGUCCUAAUCUCAUGUGCGGGACCUUCACCACACACAGCACAUUUUGUCCAGUUCUGACCUUGUGAAUUAAUACAUUUUCGUGUUUUAUGACGAGUCAUCAGACUUCACUGUAAGGCUCCAGCCACAUGCAAUGACCAAAACAAACAUUUUGUCACAUUCAUAUUUGGAAGGAAUCGGACAAACUCUUUAGGACUACUAGUGUGUUUGUGAAGGACCUGUUGAAAUGGCCAAAGUGAGCCUUCUGUCUCUUCUCGAGACUUUGUCUACUCGUGAUAGACAUGCCUACCAAAUGUCACAUUGCUAAGUAAAACUGGCUUUGGGGACUGUUUUCCUGGAGGUUGCUACACAGGACGAUUUUGAGUAUGUAAAAGCCCUAAAAAUGUUGAUCUAUUUAUCAAUUCCCCUUGCCUGGUGGUCACAGCUGUAAAGAAUUCUACAGACCACCAGCCGGGCUCCACCGUUGUGUCCCAGCCCCCAGCAUGCAACCUACAGACAGAUGCAUAAGGUAUUUAAUAGAGUGGCUCUAAUGAGAGCGCAGGGGGGAGAAAACGGGGGGCUGUCAAUGCUAUGGAUCUGCCUUCCUCCACAUCUCCGCCGAUAGGUCACAGCAGGUGUAUUGACGCCACGUGCUGAGGCGAUGUAUUGGCACUUGAUCUCUUAGCUGAGAGUUGCAAAGAGGUCAGGUCAGGGCUGAACUUCAAUUAUACGUCAAUAAUGUAGCCAUUCACAAGAUUAUUAGCUUAAUUUCCAACAAAAGAAGACAACAGAUUGUCUGCAAGAAAACAUUCUGUGUAUAAAUAACAGGAUAGCGUUGUAUGUACCAUACUAUUUUCUAUUAAUCAAGUGGGAAAUGUAUCAGGAAACGACAUGUAUUGUUUUGUUUUGUUUUUUUUCAAUAAAGACAAUUUAUUUCCAAUGAUUUGCUGCUGGUGUGAAAUCUGCACAGAUAGGUGAGGGGAAUGGACUUCCAGUGCACAUUAUCAAGCGUGUUUGAUCAGUAUUGACCCGCAUGGAUGGACCAU